AUGGACCCGCGAGUGCCAUCGUAUGAGUCGGCGGCGCCGCUCUUUGCCGACCCUACCCGUGACUUGCUCGGAUCACUUUGCGCCUUCCUCACCGUGACAGUGGCGAGCAUCGGCGGGAUCGGCGGUGGCGGCUUGCUGGUGCCACUCUACAUGAUGGUGCUGCAGCUGGGGCGGUUCGCCAUCCCGCUGUCCAAGGCGACCAUCUGCGGGGCUGCGCUGGCCAAUUUUGCCAUCCAGAGCCGCAGGCGCCACCCGCUCGCCGACCGACCUGUGAUCGCGUACAAUGUCGCGGUGGUGUUUGAGCCGAUGACGCUCGCAGGGACGGUGGCUGGGGUGCUACUGAACACAAUCCUCCCAGAGUGGUUGGUGACGUCGCUGCUCGUGCUACUGCUCUUCUACACGUGCGAGAUGUAG
Molecule: messenger RNA, 414 nt
Organism: Emiliania huxleyi CCMP1516
Lineage: Eukaryota; Haptophyta; Isochrysidales; Noelaerhabdaceae
Exons: 4
Coding region: 1-414 (137 amino acids)
Biological process (GO): protein ubiquitination
Cellular component (GO): Cul4A-RING E3 ubiquitin ligase complex; membrane
Source: RefSeq, a predicted model, not a curated record